UUGGAUUAAAUCUUCCUGUUACCAGUUUCCAUCACUCAACAAGCUUUAUCUUCACUACGAAAAAAUGGACUAUUCCAAAUGUUCCCAGUGUGGCUGCUCCCCUUGCAUCUGCAAGACUCCCAGCUGUCCUGAGUGUGGCUGCUCCCUAUGCAUCUGCAAGGCUCCCCUCUGUGCCCAGUGUGGCUGCUCUCCAUGCAUCUGCAAGACUCCCCGCUGUCCUGAGUGUGGCUACUCCCCGUGCAUCUACAAGACUCCCCACUGUCCCCAGUGUGGCUACUCCCCGUGCAUCUGCAAGACUCCCCGCUGUCCCCAGUGUGGCUGCUCUCCAUGCAUCUGCAAGACUCCCUGCUGUCCUGAGUGUGGCUGCUCCCCGUGCAUCUGCAAGACUCCCUGCUGUCCCCAGUGUGGCUGCUCUCCAUGCAUCUGCAAGAUUCCCCGCUGUCCCCAGUGUGGCUGCUCUCCAUGCAUCUGCAAGACUCCCUGCUGUCCUGAGUGUGGCUGCUCCCCGUGCAUCUGCAAGACUCCCUGCUGUCCCCAGUGUGGCUGCUCUCCAUGCAUCUGCAAGAUUCCCCGCUGUCCCCAGUGUGGCUGCUCCCCUUGCAUCUGCAAGACUCCCAGCUGUCCCCAGUGUGGCUGCUCCCCUUGCAUCUGCAAGACUCCCAGCUGCCCCCGGUGUGGCUGCUCCCCUAGCAUCUGCAAGACUCCCCGCUGUCCCCAGUGUGGCUGCUCCCCUUGCAUCUGCAAGACUCCCAGCUGCCCCCAGUGUGGCUGCUCCCCAUGCAUCUGCAAGAGUCCCCGCUGUCCCCAGUGUGGCUGCUCCCCUAGCAUCUGCAAGACUCCCAGCUGCCCCCAGUGUGGCUGCUCCCCUAGCAUCUGCAAGACUUCCCGCUGUCCCCAGUGUGGCUGCUCCCCUUGCAUCUGCAAGACUCCCAGCUGCCCCCAGUGUGGCUGCUCCCCUAGCAUUGGCAAGACUCCCCGCUGUCCCCAGUGUGGAUGCUCCCCAUGCAUCUGCAAGACUCCCCGCUGUCCCCAGUGUGGCUACUCCCCUUGCAUCUGCAAGACUCCCCGCUGUCCCCAGUGUGGCUACUCCCCUUGCAUCUGCAAGACUCCCCGCUGUCCCCAGUGUGGCUGCUCCCCUUCCAUCUGCAAGACUCCCCGCUGUCCCCAGUGUGGCUGCUCCCCUUGCAUCUGCAAGACUCCCCACUGUCCCCAGUGUGGCUGCUCCCCUUGCAUCUGCAAGACUCCCCGCUGUCCCCAGUGUGGCUGCUGCCCUUCCAUCUGCAAGACUCCCCGGUGUCCCCAGUGUGGCUGCUCUCCAUGCAUCUGCAAGACUCCCCGCUGUCCCCAUUGUGGCUGCUCCCCUUGCAUCUGCAAGACUCCCAAGUGUCCCCAGUGUGGCUGCUCCCCUUGCAUCUGCAAGACUCCCCGCUGUCCCCAGUGUGGCUGCUCUCCAUGCAUCUGCAAGACUCCCCCCUGUCCCCAGUGUGGCUGCUCCCCUUGCAUCUGCAAGAUACCCCGCUGUCCUCAGUGUGGCUGUUCCCCGUGCAUCUGCAAGACUCCCCGCUGUCCCCAAUGUGGUUGCUCCCCGUGCAUCUGCAAGACUCCCCGCUGUCCCCAGUGUGGCUGUUCCCCUUGCAUCUGCAAGACUCCCCGCUGUCCCCAGUGUGGCUGCUCUCCAUGCAUCUGCAAGUCUCCCCGCUGUGCCCAGUGUGGCUGCUCCCCUUGCAUCUGCAAGACACCCCGCUGUCCCCAGUGUGGCUGUUCCCCGUGCAUCUGCAAGACUCCCCGCUGUCCCCAGUGUGGCUGCUCUCCAUGCAUCUGCAAGACUCCCCGCUGUCCCCAGUGUGGCUGCGCUCCUUGCAUCUGCAAGACUCCCCGCUGUCCCCAGUGUGGCUGCUCCCCUUGCAUCUGCAAGACUCCCCGCUAUCCCCAGUGUGGCUGCACUCCUUGCAUCUACAAGACUCCCCGCUGUCCCCAGUGUGGCUGCUCCCCUUGCAUCUGCAAGACUCCCAGCUGUCCCCAGUGUGGCUGCUCCCCUUGCAUCUGCAAGACUCCCUGCUGUCCCCAGUGUGGCUGCUCCCCUUGCAUCUGCAAGCCUCCCAAGUGUCCCCAGUGUGGCUGCUCUCCAUGCAUCUGCAAGACUCCCCCCUGUCCCCAGUGUGGCUGUUCCCCGUGCAUCUGCAAGACUCCCCGCUGUCCCCAAUGUGGUUGCUCCCCGUGCAUCUGCAAGACUCCCCGCUGUCCCCAGUGUGGCUGUUCCCCUUGCAUCUGCAAGACUCCCCGCUGUCCCCAGUGUGGCUGCUCUCCAUGCAUCUGCAAGUCUCCCCACUGUGCCCAGUGUGGCUGCUCCCCUUGCAUCUGCAAGACACCCCGCUGUCCCCAGUGUGGCUGUUCCCCGUGCAUCUGCAAGACUCCCUGCUGUCCCCAGUGUGGCUGCUCCCCUUGCAUCUGCAAGCCUCCCAAGUGUCCCCAGUGUGGCUGCUCUCCAUGCAUCUGCAAGACUCCCCCCUGUCCCCAGUGUGGCUGCUCCCCAUGCACCUGCAAGACUCCCCGCUGUCCCCACUGUGGCUGCUCUCCAUGCAUCUGUAAGGCUCACCGCUGUCCCCAGUGUGGCUGCUCCCCUUGCAUCUGCAAGACACCCCGCUGUCCCCAGUGUGGCUGUUCCCCAUGCAUCUGCAAGACUCCCCGCUGUCCCCAGUGUGGCUGUUCCCCUUGCAUCUGCAAGACUCCCUGUUGUCCCCAGUGUGGCUGCUCUCCAUGCAUCUGCAAGACUCCCCGCUGUGCCCAGUGUGGCUGCUCUCCAUGCAUCUGCAAGACUCCCCGCUGUCCCCAGUGUGGCUGCUCUCCAUGCAUCUGCAAGACUCCCCGCUGUCCCCAGUGUGGCUGCUCCCCUUGCAUCUGCAAGACUCCCAGCUGUCCCCAGUGUGGCUGCUCCCCUUGCAUCUGCAAGACUCCCAGCUGUCCCCAGUGUGGCUGCUCCCCUUGCAUCUGCAAGACUCCCAGCUGUCCCCAGUGUGGCUGCUCCCCUUGCAUCUGCAAGACUCCCCGCUGUCCUGUGGCUGCUCCCCUUGCAUCUGUAAGAUUCCGCACUGUUCUGACUGUGGCUUCUUCCUGUGAAUCUGCAAGACUCCCUGGUGUGCCCAGUGUGGCUGCUCUCCUUGCAUUUGCAAAACUCCCCACUGUGCCCAGUGUGGCUGCUGUCCUUGCAUCUGCAAGCCUUCCCCGCUGUUCCAAAUGUGGCUGCUCCCCUUGCUGUUGUCAUCUAUUGAAGUUCUAAGGAAGUUACUUUCUCCCAUCCAUAGCGACCUGCAACCUGCCUGAAUAUCAGCGUGAUGUAUCAUCAACGGAGGAUGGCCAUUUCAAGUCCUGCUGAGCGACUGACUGCUUUUGUUCAUAUGUUCCAAUUACAUGCCUAAUAAUUUGUAAUUCUGUCGAUCCUCAUUUGUCAGAUUCAUUCAUUUAACCCUAAGAAAGAUAUGAUAAAUGCUUCUUGCUUUUUGAAUUCAUGCUAGAAGCUUGACUGUUCUGUAGGUUCUUGGUGUUUGGGAUCAUUUCUGCUUCAGAUAUUCAGCUAGUUUUCUGCUAUUCCAUUCUUUGAUUUUCUACAGGGGAGGCAAUAAAAUCUUGCAAUUGGAAA
Rhineura floridana is the source of this 3637-nucleotide messenger RNA. Its product is annotated as kielin/chordin-like protein. The record is from RefSeq and is a predicted model, not a curated record. The transcript has 2 exons. The coding region runs from base 65 to 3277 and encodes 1070 amino acids. Lineage: Eukaryota; Metazoa; Chordata; Lepidosauria; Squamata; Rhineuridae.